ACCAGGUCCAGGGUGGGCAAAGGAGCGACUACUUCGCGAGGGUUUGUCAAAUCCAAGACGAGAUGCGAGGUCGCAAACGCAAGUGCUCUGGUGUUGCACCUUCAAGAGAAGCUCGUAGAGUCCGAAGGGGUGAAAGGAAAAUCGACUAUGAGAUGAUCCACCAUAUGGAAGCCGAGGCUUACCAUGCUGUCUUGAAGGCCUUUAGUGCUCAAUCUGAUAGUAUCUCUUGGGAUCGGGUGGCGCUGAUGACUAAGCUGCGGAAGGAACUUAACAUUACAGAUGAUGAACAUGGAGAGCUACUCGUGAAGAUUAGGCAAUCCGACGAGUCUAUCAGAGCGUUAAGGGAAUGGCAAAAUUCGAAUGGUACUGCUGCUCAAGAGUUUGGUAAUGUCGAUAAAAGAUCUGGUUUUAUUCAGAUUGGUGCUACGGAUAAAAUCAUUCAUGAGGUUGGGAAGCUGCUUGACAGUCAAGAUAUCCUCUCCCCUGCGCAAUUGGAACGGGCAAAGUUGGUCCUUCGAGAGCACGAAAGGGCUAUUCUUGAAGCACUUGAUCAGCUGGCUAUAGAUGAAGCUGCUGGUGACUAAUUCGACCAUGUAAAGUUGUAAUACGUGCUCUCAUAUGAACCUAGGACUAAUUUCUAAUCCUACAUUGACUGACUUUCCAAAGAUGUAUAUAAA
Molecule: messenger RNA, 677 nt
Organism: Rosa rugosa (rugosa rose)
Lineage: Eukaryota; Viridiplantae; Streptophyta; Magnoliopsida; Rosales; Rosaceae
Exons: 2
Coding region: 63-584 (173 amino acids)
Biological process (GO): defense response to fungus
Source: RefSeq, a predicted model, not a curated record